GCUCGGACGCUCUUGUCGUGUUCGCCCGUGGCCGUCGAUCGUGUCACAUCGUGUCACACUGCGCUUGAUUGUGCGAGAGUGCUAAGUUCGGGGAAGAAAGAGGACGCCAUGGGGCUCGCGAGGGCGGCCGUCAUCGCCGCUUGUCUCCUCCUGUUCCUGGCAACUGACGCUUCAGGGAGUAAAUGUACAAACGUCGGCUGCCAUGGAUUACACGGAGGUAAAGCCUAUCAAGAAGGACACACGUACGUUUACGAUUUGGAAGGUUCAUCCGUAACGUCAGUCCCCGAAUCUCAGAAUGAAGCUACUUUGAAACUGAAAGGAACCGUUGAAUUGUCCGUGAAACCUGAUUGUAUUCGGCAGAUACGAUUGAAGGGCGUACAAAUCAAUGGAGCCCCAAUAGCGCUGUCAGAUGUGGAACAGUACGCGUUGCAGUUUAACUACCACGAUGGCCACAUCGAUACAGAGGUGUGCGCCGAAGCCGGUGACUCGCAGGCAUCUCUCAACAUCAAGAGAGCAGUCGCUUCUUUGUUCCAGACUGCCGUCUUCCAAGAUUCUGGCUCCACGAGCCAUCACGAGGUCGACGUAUUCGGUGGCUGUCCGACCGAUUUUACCUUCCACAAGGACGGUGAUUCCUUGGUCGUACAUAAGGAUAGAAAUCUGGCCCGCUGUAGCUAUCGCGAGAACAUCCAACAAAGUCCCGUGUCUGGAGUCGACCACAAUUCCGACAUUCAUUCCGCGCCGUUACUGUCGUCGCAUCAGACAAUCGAACAACGCUUCAAACGCGGCAUCCUGAACAAGGCGAUCUCUGUCGAGACCUACAAACUGAAACCGUUUAGCAAUGGUGAUAUCGGCGCGAAAACGGUCGUGCAGACCACGUUGACACUGAAGAACGAAAAAGGCGACAGUCCGAAGGCUGCAGUCAGUCAACCGAAGUCUCUGAUCUUCGAUGCACCGCAUCCCGUCAUUAAAUCGUCACCCGAUAAUAUUGGCAUAGCGUUGAAGGCCGCUAGCGCUGAAGAGGCCGGCACGAUACAGCAACACGCAGCGGAAAAAUUCGCCGAGCUCAUCCGAGUGCUCCGCGUCAGCAACAAAAACGACAUCCUCGCGAUCUACCAAAAAGUAAGAGCUGGCGCCGGCUUCGACAAGGUGCUGGACAAGAAGAUUCUGUUGGACGCUCUCUUCCACACCGGAACCGGUGAGGCUGCCGAGGUGGCCGUGGAUCUGCUGAAGAGCCACGAGCUCAACAACGUACAAGCUCUCCUAUUCUACGCUAAUCUCGCCCUCGUCAAUCACGUGCACCUACCGUCGAUAACCGCGGUGACGACCCUCUUGGAUCAGCCGGAUUUGCCACGUCUCGGCUAUCUCGGUGUUGGUCAAGUAAUCGGCAAGUAUUGCCAACAACAUCCAUGCGAGAACGUGGCUGAGGUGAAGCAGGCGGUUCACAAAAUCCGCGAGAAAGUCGGUAACGGUAAGGCGAAAACCCGCGAGCAAGAAAAUGUCAUAGUCUCGGCCUUGAAGGCAUUGGGUAACACCAGAUAUCUUGACGAUGCCACCCUCGUGAAAUUGGCCAAUAUCGUUGAGGAUAAGAACGUCCGCAAUCGUGUGAGGGUGGCUGCGAUUGAAGCUCUGCCAACACGAUGCACCAUGAAAUGGAAGAACAUACUUCUCAAGGUUAUGGCCGAUCGCAGCGAAGACAGCGAAAUCAGAAUCAAGUCUUAUUUGUCUAUGGUCGCGUGCCCCUGUCAGCACUUUGCCAGCGCUCUCAAAGACAUGUUGGAUAAAGAGGAAGUGAAUCAAGUCGGCUCUUUUAUUCAGAGUCACCUAAAUAAUCUGAGAGCCUCUGCCGAUCCGACUAAAGCCGAUGCAAAGUACCAUCUCGGGCAGAUCAAACCGCGCACCAAAUUCCCAAGGGAUUUCCGCAAGUUUUCCUUCAACGAAGAGCUGUCAUACCAUGUAGGUGGUUUCGGAGCCGGUUCGACCAUGGAAACUAACGUCAUCUAUAGUCAAAACAGCUUUGUUCCUCGAUCGGUGAAUCUGAAUCUGACCACCGAGGUGUUUGGACGAUCCUACAAUUUCUUGGAGCUGAACACACGUACAGAAAAUCUCGAUAGAAUGAUCGAGCGUUACUUUGGGCCGAAGGGCUUCUUCAGGCAAGACGAUAUCGACGAUAUAGUCGAGAAAAACGCGACAGAUAUUACUGAAUAUGUCAAGGAAAAGAUGAAUAAGCUGCGCGGCAAGCGUGAAAUCAAACAAAGCGAGCUCGACAAGUUCGCGAAAAGCGUGAAACUAAGGAACAACGAGGUAGAUCAAGAGCUCGACAUAGAUCUUUCCGUCAAAAUGUUUGGCGUCGAGAUGUACUAUUUGACUAGCAACGGACACUUUAAGGAUCUUACUGAUAAGCAGCUGAUCGACAAAAUAUUUGAUAAGGCCGACGCGGAAAUAAACAAUCUGAAAAAGUUGGACUCCAAUUUCAAGAAUCAUAUGCAGUUCUUGGACAUGGAGCUUGUUUAUCCAACGAAUCUCGGUCCAAUGACCCUCAAUCUACUCGGUACUAGCGUGGUGCUCUUAAAGACAUACGGCAAGAUAGACGUUAAGGCAAUCAUGGAGAAUCCGCAGAACGCCGAGUUCUACUUUGGUUUCGACCCGAGCGCUUCUGUGCGAGUAGCCGGUACCAUGGCAGUGAAAGCAUUCGACGUAGAAUCCGGUAUGAAGGUGGUCGGGACGCUGUACACUAACACAGCGACUGACAUCAAAGUGAAAAUGUUGGACGGUAAGGGUAUCGACUUCUCCAUCGGCACACCUUCGUCCAAGGAAGAGACGAUACUGCUGAACAGCGAGGUUCUCAUGAGCUCCGGAAAGAAAGAUAACUCGUACGAGCCUGCUAAGUUCAGUAAAGGCAAGAUAUACAAUGACUGCUUUGACCAAUUCUCUACUCUUAUGGGUAUGUCCGUUUGCGGUCACGUGGAAUUCCCGUACGACAGCGUCGAGGCGAUGCAGAAACGGGCACUCUUCCCGUUGAACGGCCCGUCGAAAUUCAGCGCGACUUUGCACAAAAAAGACUUCCGCUAUUAUCGCUUCAAGAUCUUCUACGACACCAAGUCACCCAAAUCUCGAUCUUUCGAGCUUACAGUAGAGACACCCAACAGCAAAACCGAAAGACGCUUGUCCCUAACCGCUGAAGCUGGUCUGGAACCUCAUAAGUACGCUAAAAUGGUUUUCGAUUCUCCCUUCAAGAAGGUAUCCGCCGAGGCGGUACUGAAGGACGUUCCCGAGGAGCAUACGCUUACGAUCAAGGUGAACAAUGAUCAGCAAGAAUAUUAUGGACGCGUCGGUCUCUUGUCUAACGGUCCUAAGUACAAACCCAUCUUAGAGUACAAAGUGCCGGAGCACAUCGAAAAACUAUCUGGAGGUAAAAUUCGCCACGGUAGUCAACAAUACAAUGUCGACGGCGUAGUGGAGCUGGUAGAUCAAGAUGGCGGCAAAAAAUACAUAUUCGAUAAAGUGGCUCUAAUGGCGGACAGCCGCAAGAUCGUCGGUAUCGAUGGCUAUGUCCUGUGCGCGAAGAAAGCUGCUAAUUUGGACAUGAAUUUCAAUUAUGGUGAUGAGUCGAUUGCCCUAAAAAUGGACACCAAGAAAUUGGCAGAUCAGCACUUCACAUUUGGUCUAUCAGCGGUACCAUCGAGAGAUCCUAAUAUCGGCUUCGACUUUACAUUAGAGUACCAAAAGAAUCAGCAUGAUAUACAAAGCAAACUGAUCUUCAUUCACGGUCCGGAUCUCAAGUCCCAAGUAAAUCGUUUCAGCCUCAAUCAACACAUAUACUACAAUCCGGACCCAGGGACCUACAUAUUGGGUGGAUCCAGCAAGAUGUCAUACCCGGCUCUAAAUUUGGUAUUCGACGUGAACGGCAAGAUUAUGCCCACAUUGUUCGAAGGCGACGUCGACCUCAACUACGGUAAAUUCAAGUUCGGUACAGAGCUGUUGGUUAAGCAACACAUGGUCGUCCAUGGUGACUACGAAGUCCAGUUCGAGGCCACGCUGUUGCAAAACAGCAUAAAAUUGGAGUCCAAGCGUACGAUCAUCGAUCCGCACAAGAGCAAAUACAAGAACUUGAUUGAACUCUCACCGGGCGGUAAGUACGAGGCCGAGGCGACCGUCACGUAUAACAAUGGUAAAAACAAGUUGGACUUCGAAAUGGACAGUAACCUGAAUCUGAACGGCAAGAAGGUCAAGGCCAUCUGUACAUUUAAUGGCGAAAGCACGAACAUCAACUCUCGGGCGAUCAUCUCCGUCAACGACAUGAAGUACGUCAAUUUCCUGCUAAAAUUGCAAAAGGGUGCAAAUCCGUACGGCAAUUUGGUCUUGAAUCUGAAAAACUAUCUGAACGUUGAAGGCGAGAUGUCUAUGCAGGGCGAUAAGGGUAACGCUCACCUCAACAUCGAUCUACCGAAAAUCAACCGAAAGAUCAAAGGUACCGGUGACGUCACUGUGGCUGGUACGCUUUACACCGGCAAUUUCGAAUUGCUACUCGACGCGGAAAAGGACCCGAGCAAGUGCAUAAAAUUGAGUACUGUAACCGACCUGAAGAAGAAUACCAUUGACUCGAGGAAUGUGCUCGAUAUAUUAAAUUAUAAGAUCGAACUGAACGGCAAGGGCAAGUUUGACGGCACGUUCAAAGAAGGUGAAUUGAUCGCCGACAUGGAUCUUACCCUACCGAACGGCCGUUAUCUGGUUUACAAAGUUAAGCGCACAUCUCACAAAAACGAGAACGCCAAGUAUGAUAUCCAUAUGAAUACUGUGAUGGAGGAUUGCAAGACUAAAGGUGGCGAGUCGACAAAGAUCAUAUACGACGCCGACGCUAAAAAUUUUGACUUCACGACGUUCUCUUACGACGACUCCAAUGGCAAACUUCAGAUUACCGAUUAUAUGGGCAAAACCAGGGAGAUAGAGAUGCAUUCCAAAAACCUCCCUGGCAUCAAUGGUUAUAAGAAAUUGUACGAAAUCAUGAUAAGUAUGACGGGACCAUUCAAAGUAGAAUACAAAAUAAGCGAACUCGAUAACGGUGAGAUGUCGGAAUACAUGGCUGCCACCGUGGGCAAGUUCCAUUUGAAGGGCACCGACAAUUACAUUCCCGGCAAUCAUGACCAGCCUUGCAAGAUAAACAGCAACGUAGAAUUGAUACUGCCGUCCGAGAAGUUGCGUAAUAUCAAGUUAGACUUUACAUGCAGCUUACUAAAACAACCUGAGAAAUUCGAUAUGCAAUUGUCGUCUGAUCUCAUUUACAACGAUGACAAAUCUAUCAAGUUCGAGGGUUUCGUCAAAGCUAAUGGAAUCAUAGACACCGAAAAGGCCCAUAAUGGAGAAUUAAAGAUUAUUACGACACUCUAUAACCAGCCGCCAAUUGUCUACCACGACAGUUUCAACUAUGAACCCAAUGGCGAGAAAAUAAAGAUUACCCGCAAAACGAUCGUUAAUUUCGAUGGCAAAGAGACAACUAUCACUAUCGAUUCUUGUACGCUCAAUCGCGACUUCUCGUCCGUUCAUCUGAUCGGCAAGGCCACCACUCCCUAUGAACAUAUGCACAAUAUCGAUUUCUCGUUGGACCAUGAGAGAUCGAAGGAUGGACGCACGAGAAUGACCGACGUGGCCGUCACCGCCGACAAUGUUAAGUACACGACGAAGAGUGAGAUUCAGGAAAGCAGCACAUCUCCAAAGAUUCACAUCAUCUUCACAUGCCCCUCAGGAAAGACCGAAUUGCUGUACAAGAUUGAAAAACUCGGUGACCACGAAUAUACAGGUGAAUACAAAAUUGACACACCGAAGGGCUUCGUCGUCGCAGAUGCGCAUUACAAAUUGGACAGUGUCGACAAUUUCAUCAUCAGCAUUAAUUUCGACAGUGACAAAUCCAAGUAUCGUAAGGUUCACGCCGAGAUUGCCAACAAGCCCACUGCUAAGACUGGCAGGAGAAUCGUCAUCACCGUCACCAGCGAUGGUAAAAACAUCGUGACUGGAAGUACAAGCUACAAACGACGCGAUGAGGCCGGCAAGAUCAUCGUCGAAGGCAAUGGUAACUUGAAGAUCGGCGAGAACACGAGAAGCUCGUCCUUCAAAUACACUCGUCAGCAAUUGACCCACGAAAAGGAUGGCGAGACCGGCGUGGUGAUUGUCCUGAAUGCCAAGUUCGACCCGAUUGCGAUCGUGGGUGACCUGAAGUUCUCGAACAAGGAAAUCCUCGUCUCCAAUAGUUACUGCGAGCAGAGCAAGGACUGCGCUCACUUUAAGCUCCAAUCGAGCUACGACACCGAUCAUAAGGAUUAUCUGAAACACCAACUAACGGUAGAGGUCGACUUGAAAAAGUUCAACGUGCCAGUCGAAUUCGGACUGAAGACAAACACAGAAUUGAGGGAGGACAUAUUCGAUCAUUCUGUCAACUUGUAUUUGCAUUCGUCGAAAGACAAAUCUGAGUACACCUACCAUGUAUAUGCUCAUCCUAAGGAAAGCGGUGUCGUUCUGACAUUGCCCACUCGCGAACUAGCCCUUAUUGGUACAUGCGAUGUGCCGAAGACAAAGCAGAGCGGAGCGUACAAGAUCGAAGUCAGUUUUUACCUGGAUAGAAAGAACAAACCGUCCGAAAAGACAGGUCUCAUCGCAGUCGGUGACGCUAACAUCGACAAGAACAGUCUAUCUAUCAACGGAGAGAUGAAAUUUGUGUAUCCGUCGCAACCGAAGGAUAUGGCGGUGAAAGGUAGAAUACACUGUGGUGGCGAGCAUUUGCUAGACGCGAACGUGGAUAUCGACGUGUUUAGCAAGAAGACGCAAAAGAUCACCGUUGUGGCGAAGGUCAACCAACAGCAGAUCGACUCGGGCUACAAUGUCACCAGCAUGUUCGAGAUGAUUAGCCGUGGGCAGCAUUUGAAAGUGGAUCUGAAAUCGCACGUGGCACUCACAAAGAACUCGGUCGGUUUCGGUAGCUUCUUAACAUACCUAGAUCGACAUCAGAAAUUAAAGAACGCGGGCAUCCUAUUCUCUGCGGAUUGCUCGAAAAUAUAUCUUCUUGCGACCGCGCCGCAUAAGGAGAUCAUCAAAGUCGAUGCGAAGCUUCAGCUACAGAAGAACCUGCAAAAGCUUGACACCGAGAUUGCGAUAGCCGGCAACAAACCCUACAUAGUGAAUUUCGAGGCGCACGACUUGAACAAUUUCAAGUAUCUGGAAUACCAGCAAGAUAAUCCCAAUACAAAGGUAACUGCUGAUGGACGCCUCGUGAUCGGACAAUUGGCCGAGAUUCACGCCGACGCUUUCAAAGACGGUGCGAAGAAGAAUCUUUUCCACGCCUUGAUCCAUCUCGACGAAGGAAAGUUCCUGAAGCCUGACUUCGCCUACAACAAGGACAACAUUGCCUACGUAAUGGAACUUACUCGACACCAAAGCACUGAGAUAUUCAAGCAGCUGAAGGAGAUCAAUGACGAAAUCGGAAGUGAAGUCACGGAAGAAUUGAAGGAUUUCAUCAAACAUUUGGACAGUUCCAAACCGAACACCAAACAUGUUCUGGAUUAUUACCAGACUGAAUUGACUAAGCUAAAGAACGAACUCAAUGCUGACCAAACCGUUAAAGAUAUCCAGGCUACUUUGGAGAAACACUUUGGAGCUAUCAUCGCCGCUGUGACAAGCACCUUUAAACAAGUAAUCGUGCGACUGGAAGAACUGCGAAAGCAAUUCGAAGAAAUAGUUGCUAAAUUGAAAGAUGCAUCAAUGGCCGUUUUACCGCAACUCACAAAAUUGUACAAGGAGGCAAUUCGCACGUGCAUCAAUAUCUUCGAUGCUGCCGUGAAUGUUGCGAUCGCCUACCUUAAAGCCGCUCUUGACUUGAUUAACGAACAUCAGAAGGAGCUGAAGGAAUUAGCUAUUAUGGCAUCGGAGCUCGUGCAGGAUAUCGCUAAGAUCAUAUUCAAGGCUGCUAAUCAGAUUAGGAAGGACAUCGACGAGUUCGUUGUAUUGCUGACGGAUCAAAUGAAGGCAUUACCAAUUUAUGAGAUCGCCAAGGAAAAGUACAAUGAGAUCCUUAAAUUCCAAAUACCGCAAAGCGUGAUGGACUCCUUCGACAACAUCUGCAACGCCGUAAAGGCUACACUGCCGACCGAGGAACUUCGACAGUUCGUCGAAGCUAUUCAGCAGUACAUCGUAAAACACGCAAAGCACGAAAAGGUCGACGACACCAAUGAGAUCAAAAAGAUUUAUUUACUCGCGAUCGAGGCACUUCGAUCUAUUAUCCAUGUUUUGGAAACGGAAACCAACACGGAUAAUCUGUACGAGAUGCUGCAAACUAAACUUCCUGUUGAUAUCGGUAUGAUGGCGAAAAUACCGACGAUUACCUCGCUAAAAGUGUCUCUCCUCGAACGGUUACGCAACAAGGAAUUCCCGACGCUCGAAGAUCUAUAUUAUGAUUUCAGUCUCGAUCCAAAUCAUCCCAUGGAAAUCAUGCCUCCCUUCAAAAAGUUCGGUUUCGUCAUAGAGGGCGGACACUUCAUCACCUUCGACGGUAAAUCCUUUAGCAUGCCAGGUGACUGCAGUUAUAUUCUAGCCCAAGACAUGCUAGAUGGCAAUUUCUCCGUCGUGGCGAACUUUAACAAAGGCAGUCUGAUUAGCGUGACCCUUACGGAGCCUAAAGAGAGCAUCACGUUGAAGCACAAUAGAGAAAUCUUGGUGAAUAACAAGCCGGCCGAGUACCCAGUUAGAAUGAAGAACCUGUACGCAUUCUACGAAAUAGCUCACUCCUUCGUGUGUGUCGAAACCAAUUAUGGAGUGGAAGUUCUAUGCACCAUGGAAGGGCAGAUGGGCUGUCUAAUCUAUGUAUCCGGUUUUUACCAUGGAAGAUUACGCGGUCUUCUCGGCGAUGGCAACUUCGAGCAUUACGACGACUACACAUUGCCGUCCGGAAAGAUCACCGAGAGUGAGACUGAAUUCGCCAAUGCAUACAGGAAGUUGGAUUGCGCGGCUGUGAACACGAUCGAUCACAAAACUCAGCAGCGUAACCCAGUCUGUACCGAAUACUUCUCCGGGGAUAAGUCCAGCUUGAAACGUUGCUUCAAUUACGUCAAUCCGAGUAUUUAUCGAGACGUUUGCGACACCGCAGUCACGACGAAUCCGCAAGCUCCUUGCCUAAUUGCCACGCAGUACUUCAGUGGUUGCUACCAUAAGAAAGGCGUCCGCCGUGGUAUACACAUUCCGUCCACUUGCGUAAGCUGCAAAGUUGGCGGAAACACGAUCAAUGUUGGUGACAGCUUCAGUGUCAAGACUCCAAAAAAUCAAGCCGAUAUUAUCCUGGUAGUCGAACAAGAUACGCGGAAUGAAAAAAUUUUCAAAGACUUGAUUCCAACAUUGAUUACUGAUUUGAAAGAGGAACUAAAACAUCACGGCAUAACCGACGUCCAUAUUGGCUUGGUGGGUUUCGGCGAGCAAUUGGAGUUCCCGCUGCAUUACACUGUCGGCGGCAAACUCAACAUCGAGGGUGACGUGAAGAACAUGAAAUUCGAGCCGUCAGAUCCCAUCAUUAGUUUCGAGGAAGCUAAGACUGGCAAUAUUCUGAAGCGGCUGGAGUAUAUCGGUCAAAAGUUGGAUAUAGAACUCGGCACUUUCGAGCUGACUGACGCUUAUGUGGAAGCCACCCGCUAUCCAUACAGACCUGGCGCGGUUAAGACUGUUAUCGGAAUUAUCACCACUCCGUGCGUGAAGAGCCCAUUCCCGCUAUCUUUACAACAGUUGAGACUUUUCCAAGGAAUGAAAGCAUACCGAAGUCUAGGUCUGACAUAUCAUCACGUGUACCAACCCGGCGACAUUCAAGUUUCCGGUAAAACGCAGAAGAACAUCGUCGCUUACGACCAUGAUAGCGUGUAUGUACUAGCCGACAGCAAGAAAAAGCCACUGAGUGGAAACAGCGAGCUCAGAAACAACAUGGUGCUUCCCUCCAAAGACGUGUGUGCCGACUUUGCUAUCAAUUCUGGCGGAGCAGCAUUCAUUUCCACGAACUUGCUAGACGCUAAACCAAAUCAGAAGAGACAGUUUGCCCAGGUUACCGCCAGAAAGAUCGUCGAAAAUCUUAUGAACGUCGAAAUCGAAUAUGAUUGCAUGUGCGAGCAGCCGCCUUACUCUUACUCUGCAAUUUCUCACUGUAAGGUCGUAGGCCGCAGGGAGAAGGAACAACUCGCGAAACACACGAAAGGAGGCGUGAAAGGAUAAAGGGACUUCAGUACUACGCAUACUAUUAUUACUAAGUAAUUUAGAUAUAAUGUAUUUGUUACUUCGUCAAAAUACCGCAAAAUUUCUUGGAUAGUGGUAAUAAGCGAUAUAAUCGCGUCGUUUGUAGUAUGUCGAUUUUUCUGUUUAUUUUUUUAUCUCUUCACAGUGAGAAGAAUAUCGAACGCUAAGUAGCGUCUCGUCUGAUAAUUUCAUUUGUUUUCUAGACGUAACAUAAACGCAUGCAAAUUAAUGCAAUCUCGAUAACUCGGCGUGCGUCGUUUAUCGAUAACGCUUAUAACGAUAUUAUGUACAACCAACAUUUUGCAAGGAAAUAAACAUUAAACAUACCUGA
Messenger RNA from Odontomachus brunneus, 10582 nucleotides. RefSeq names its product apolipophorins (gene apolpp). The transcript is spliced from 26 exons. Gene Ontology annotation, biological process: lipid transport. Bases 109 to 10230 code for a protein of 3373 amino acids. Gene Ontology annotation, molecular function: lipid carrier activity. Lineage: Eukaryota; Metazoa; Arthropoda; Insecta; Hymenoptera; Formicidae. The record is from RefSeq and is a predicted model, not a curated record.